Molecule: messenger RNA, 2376 nt
Organism: Saccharomycopsis crataegensis
Lineage: Eukaryota; Fungi; Ascomycota; Saccharomycetes; Ascoideales; Saccharomycopsidaceae
Gene: RGD2
Product: GTPase-activating protein RGD2
Exons: 2
Coding region: 1-2376 (791 amino acids)
Biological process (GO): small GTPase-mediated signal transduction
Cellular component (GO): division septum; cytoplasm; plasma membrane
Molecular function (GO): GTPase activator activity
Source: RefSeq, a predicted model, not a curated record
AUGUCCAGAUUCUCUAACAGCUUCUGGAGUCAUGACUACUCCACUGGGGUCAACACAUUAUUUGAUAGACUUCACGAUGGGUGUUUGGAGAACCAAAACUACAUAAAUCUCUUUGUCGCUAGACACCAAAGCGAAUUAGCGUUUGGUAACUCCUUGAACACUUUCCCGGAUAAGUUCACCUCCAACUUCAACAAGAACACUAUGCUCAUCAACUCUACCAAGAAUUCUUUUAUCGGCAUCAAUACUGAGAUCGGCAAAGAAGGACAAUAUCAUUUGGAAAUUGCCAAGAAUAUCGACCAACACAUCAUUUUGCCGUUCACCAGUUGGGCCAUGAAGCACAAGGAAAGAGUGGAAUACAGUGAAAACGAGUUGAAAACCAAGAUCAAAGCUUACGAGAGAUUGUACAGCAACAUCGAUAGAACAAGAAUCAAGUACUUCAACAAAGUGAGAUCCGCCGAAGACUUCAAGGAAAAAUUGGAUGAUAAAAUCACCCAAACAAUUAAAAGAGCCAACACCUUUCCUCCAGAAGAAGUGAGCGAUCCUGGAGCCGGUGCCACCAAAUUGGCAAGAUCUAACACCACCGUGGCAGAAGACAUGAAAUCUUUGACUCUUGAACGAAAUGGCGUUUCCGUUGGCACCAUCAAGGAAGAAAGCGAGGCUCCAGAAGAAGAAGAACAGAUCGUCACUUUGGGAGGUUACGAGUAUUCCAAGUCCCAAUUGAAAGACGUGUUGGCAUCAUUAUUGAAUACUACCCCAAAAUUUUCGCACAGAGUCCCAAUUUUUGGUACUUACGACAGAGUGUCCACUGGGUCAGCAAUUACCGAAGCGAUUCAAAAAUGCUUAGGCAUCAGCAAAUUGGAAAAAAUUGAAGAAUUUGGUCAAGAUUUGAUUAAUGGUGGCUACUUGAGAUUGAUCGGGACGGUUGGUAGUCAAUUUGCUAACAGUUCCAAAUUGAAUUACCAAUGGAAACCAGAAGCUUAUAAGGCGGCGGAUAUUGUUGUGGAAGGUGUCGACAACCUCACCAGAGCUUCAAGCAUGUACAAUCCGGUCAAUGACAUCAAUCCAGGUGCCAGAUUUUCUGAAGUGUUUGAGGAUGUCAAAGGAAUGAUCACCACUUUGGAACCAAAUGAAGAAAAUUACAGAAAGAUUUUGAAGGACGUGAGAAGAUUUGAAAAAGAAUAUUACGAGCUUAGUAAACAAUUGGACGUUGUGAGAACCGAAUUAGAAGAAAGUAUCGAGGAACAUCACAAUUUCAUGCAAAGGUGUGAAAUGGAUCGGUUGAAGGCUUUGAAAAAGGUGACUUUUGACUUCUUGUCAAUAUUGUCCAACAGAUUCAGCUCUUUGAAAUCAGUGGUUGACAAAGCCAUGUUAUUACAGGACAAUAUGAAUCCAGAACAAGAUUUGGAAACCAUGAUUGAAUCUAACAAGACCGGUUCAUUCAUUCCUCAUCCUAAGGUCUUUGAAGAUUAUUUUGACUCACAAGACACUCAAGUCUUUGGUAUUAGUUUACAAAGCAGAUGCAGAUUUGACCACAAAUCAGUUCCAUUGGUUAUUUCAUCGAUCUUAAUGCAUUUGGAUUCUGUAUACCCUGACAUGGGUAGUGAUGAAGAACGGAUUUCUGUUUGGUUGAAUGAUGUCCCAUUGGUGAAAACCCAUGAGUUGAGAUCGUUACUUAAUGAUCCAAAAGCGGAAAUCACCGAACAAUUAUUAAGCAAGUACCAUCCUUCAGUGUUGAGCUCGGUGUUGCAACUUUACCUCUUGGAGUUGCCUAACUCUUUGGUUCCAAAUGAAAAGUACUAUUUAUUCAAGUCUUUGUAUGAACAAUACGGUGCUGAAGAUGCGGCUCAAGAAAGAAUUGUUGGGAUUGAAAACUUAUUGGUUGAUUUGCCACGUCCAAACAUCGCCACUUUGAAUUACUUGUGUGCUCACUUGAGUAAUUUCAUUUCCACCAUUGCUCUUAAUGAUGGGGAGGUGACAAAUGGUGAGGACAGCAAGCCAAAAUUGACAGUGUCAGAAAAUUUCAAGAUUCAAGUGUGUAAAAAAUUCACCACGGCAAUUUUGAGAGAAAAGGUCCAAACCACUUCUCAAUUGACUGAUAAACAUCCUUACAGAUUAUUGUUUGAUUUAUUGACCCAUAAGGAUCAAGUUUUCAAAGAAUUGAAGAAACGUAACACCGUCAAGAAGACCUCUGUAUCUAGAAACGCUUCAAAGAAGACUUUAAUAGCAGGACAAAAGGAUACUGCUUUGAAGAACGUUGAGCCUGAACCACUAAGGUUAUCCGUUGAUAGCAAAGCCAAGCCGAUUGCAGAAGUUACAAUGGCCGAAAGUGGUAAACAAGCUAACGACGAGGAACCAGAUACCGUUAUUCAAUUUUAA